AUGGCCAAUCUUGUUCCUGGGGUGCUUCUCAAACUUAUGCAGCACAUGAACACAGAUGUGAAAGUUGCCGGUGAGCACAGGUCCUCUCUGUUGCAAGUGGUGAGCAUUGUUCCAGCUCUUGCAGGGGGUGAGUUGUUCCCAAAUCAAGGCUUUUAUCUCAAGGUUUCUGAUUCCUUGCAUGCCACCUAUGUCUCUCUCCCUGAUGAACAUGAUGAUCUCAUCCUCAGUGACAAGAUUCAACUGGGGCAGUUUGUUUUUGUGGAUCGUUUGGAGGCGGCUUCACCAGUUCCUAUUCUUCACGGGGUUAGGCCUAUUCCUGGGAGGCACGCUUGUGUUGGAACCCCUGAAGACAUUGUUGCAACAACUCACUCACUUGGGUUCCUUGGUAACUCUAAGGCUAACAAGAACAGUGUUUGUUCUGGUCCCUUGGACUUAGAGAGAUCCAAGUCUCCUAGGAAAGUGUCGGGGAAUCACCAUGUUGGGGAGAAGGAGAAGAAGGAGAAAUUAAGACUGCAUAGUGAAGAGCCACUAGACAAGAAACCAGCGAGUUUUGCUAAGAGUAAAUCUCUGACAACAAAAGCAAUGGCAGCCAAUGUUGUUGAGGUGAAUAAGGAACCAUUAGCAAGAUUGAAGUCAUUGAAUUCAAGGGCCAUUCCUUCUUCCCCCACUAGUUGUUAUUCUUUGCCUACUUCUUUUGAGAAAUUUGCCAAUGGGGUCAAGCAUCAGACUAAUAUCAAGGGCGUGGAUAAACUAACUGCCAAGGUGGGAGUGUUGGAGAUAGGAAAGGGAGUCCGUGGAGCAAGUCCAACCGGGAAGAGAAUAUCAAUGGGAAACCCGAUCAGAAAUUUGGUUCAGGGAAUUGAGCUUGGAGCCAAGGUGCUGCGUAAGAGCUGGGAAGGGAAUAUGGAAGUCAAGAAUAAAGAGACAUCCAAAUCAAGGGCUGCCAAGUCUGAUCAUAAGCCUGAGGUUCGUGGCUCGACUCCUAGGAGAAGUACGUCAAGUGAAAAGUUGUCCUCUAAAGAAGAGAGCAAGAUGCAACAGCAGACAAAGUCAUCCAAGGAAGAGCACAAGACUCAAAUAUCUAUAAAGAAAGUUGUUGCCAAUGGAACUAUGGAAGAACAAGAAAAGACAAACAAGCAAAGAGUCUCAGUCGGAAAAAAAUCGUCAGAAUUUUCAAACACUGGAUUCCCUGGAAACUUGGUGAAAGUUUCUCUAAGUAGUAGAAAAGUUACAGAUGCAAGUGUUCAAUGGGCUUCACUGCCAUCAUCUAUUGCAAAGCUUGGCAGGGAAGUGAUGAAGCACAGAGAUGCGGCACAGAUGGCAGCAGUUGAGGCUAUACAAGAGGCUGCUGCGGCUGAGAGUUUGCUGCAAUGUCUAAGUGUAUAUGCAGAGCUAAGUAAUUCUGCAAAGGAACAAAACCCGCAGCCUACAAUAGAGCAGUUCUUCACUCUUCAUGCUAGUCUAAAUAGUGCACGGGUGAUUGCUGACACACUAUCCAAAUCCAUUCCAGAUGAUUCUUCUCCAGAAAAUGAAAGAACCAUAACAGAAGAAGCACUAAAACUCAAAUCAGAUAGACAAAAGCGUGCAAAUUCUUGGGUCCAGGCUGCUUUAUCCACCAAUCUAUCAUCCUUUUCUGUUUAUAACCGAGAACCUCUAUCAUCCAGGCUUCCAGCUUCAACCAAUUCUCAAAACCAAAAGAAUAUCCUGGGAAGUAAACCAAUGUUGGUCAUAGAAAACUCAAGUGAAGAUACUUCAUCAAAAUCUCAUGGAAAACCCCGUCAGACAGCUAAUUCCAAACACACCUUGCAAGGAACUUCUCGCAAGGCAGGCGAGGUGUUAUCAAAUGGACACAAGCAACUAGUCCAAUCACUGCCUGAUUGGGUUAGAGGAAAUGGCUUUGAUGAAGUGACUGAUUUAACUGACAUGCUGCAACUGAGGUCCAGAGAUUGGUUUUUGAUGUUUGUUGAGAGAUUCUUGGACUCUGAUGGGGACACUGCUAGCUUGUCAAAUAAUGGCCAAAUAGCAGGUAUGCUCACUCAACUAAAAAGUGUGAAUGAUUGGCUUGAUGAGAUAGGAUCAAGCAAGAAUGAAGAAGAAUCAAGUCAGAUACCAGCAGAGACAGUUGACAGGCUGAGGAAGAAGAUAUAUGAAUAUCUUCUAACACAUGUUGAAUCUGCUGCAGCUGCACUCACUGGUGGAUCACAGUCAUCACCUGGGAUCCAAACAUCAGAUAUCAAAGCCAAAAAGUGA
This is a messenger RNA of Sphenostylis stenocarpa, 2250 nucleotides long. The record is from the annotation of a GenBank genome assembly. Lineage: Eukaryota; Viridiplantae; Streptophyta; Magnoliopsida; Fabales; Fabaceae.